AUGUCUUCCCUCCGCGCCAACUUCCCCCAACAAGUCGGCUCCGAAGGCCCCCCGAUUGCCAGCCGGGGUCGUCGUGAGUCCUACGCCCGGACCGAUGAGAGCGUCACUUUCGAGUAUCCCGAUGAGAGCCAGAUGCCCCACUCGCCCACCAUCGAGGGCAUGCGCUACAAGCGCACUCUGACUCAGUUCUCUCUCGAAAAGAAGGUAACUGUCGUCACGGGCGGUGCUCGUGGUUUGGGUCUCGUCAUGUCGCAGGCCAUCAUCAUCUCCGGCGCGGAUUUGGCCAUUGUCGACCUGAACAAGGACGAAGCCGAAUACCAGGCCAACAACUUGGUCAGACAAUUCAAGGAAGAGAACCCCACCUUGGAGCUCCCCCCUAAGAUUACCGCACACUAUGCCGAUGUCGCCAGUCCCGACUCGGUCAACAAGGCCCUGGAAGAGAUCAUCGCCCAGCACGGCCGCAUUGACAACCUCGUCACCUCCGCCGGUUUCACAGAAAAUUUCGAUGCCAUUCACUACCCCCACGAGCGGAUGCAGAAAUGCUGGGCCGUCAACGUUGACGGGUCAUACCAUUUUGCCACUGGCGUUGCCCGUCAUUUGAUCGAGCGCAAGGCCCCCGGUAGCAUUGUCAUGAUUGGCAGCAUGUCCGGUGCUGUUGUCAACGUUCCGCAACCUCAAGCUCCCUACAACGCCGCUAAGGCUGCUGUCCGCCAUCUUGCCUCGUCUUUUGCCGUUGAGUGGGCUCCAUAUGACAUCCGUGUCAACUGUAUCAGUCCAGGCUACAUGAUGACUGCUUUAACACGCAAGAUCCUUGAUGAGAACCCCGAACUGGAGGAGAAGUGGACCUCGCUGAUCCCUGCCGGCAAGAUGGGCGCCCCAGAAGACCUCAUGGGACCCGUUACCUUCUUGCUCAGUGACGCUGCCAAGUACGUCACUGGCGCCGACCUGAGAGUCGAUGGUGGCUACACUCUGACAUAA
Aspergillus chevalieri is the source of this 978-nucleotide messenger RNA. RefSeq lists its product as uncharacterized. The coding region runs from base 1 to 978 and encodes 325 amino acids. Gene Ontology annotation, molecular function: oxidoreductase activity, acting on NAD(P)H, oxygen as acceptor. The transcript has 4 exons. Gene Ontology annotation, cellular component: intracellular anatomical structure. NCBI's taxonomy places the organism in Eukaryota, Fungi, Ascomycota, Eurotiomycetes, Eurotiales, Aspergillaceae. The record is from RefSeq and is a predicted model, not a curated record.